CCGGUUGGAGGUUCUGCUCGGAGCCCAGCGGGUCCAGUAGAAGCAGGUUUGGUUUGAGCCUCCAUCGGCCUGCAGCUCUGGACCUGCUUCCUUCAUGCCUUCCUGCCGCUGAUGGAUCCCUGAACGGCUCACAGGCCCGCAUUAAAGUCCAGGACCCAGCGGGUCCAGAAGGAGCCCAACACCUGUGGACAUGAGGAGGUGUCCGCGCGCCCGCUGCGGAGUUUAGGCCGAGCGCGCGCGCCGCUUCCCGAGCAGGACAUGGGAGAUCUGCACGCGCUGUGAGCGCACACCGACCCAGAACCGGACCCGGACCGGAGCGGACCCGGACCCGGACCGGAGCGGACGGCAUCAUGAAGGAGAAAUCAAAGAACGCGGCGCGCACGCGCCGGGAGAAGGAGAACAGUGAGUUUUAUGAGCUGGCCAAGCUGCUGCCGCUGCCCUCCGCCAUCACCUCCCAGCUGGACAAAGCCUCCAUCAUCCGCCUGACCAGCAGCUACCUGAGGAUGAGGAGCGUCCUCCCUGCAGGCCUGGGUGAAUCCUGGGGUCAUGUGAGCCGCAGCUCUGUGGAUGGCGUCAGCCAGGAAUUAGGCUCCCAUCUCCUACAGACUUUAGAUGGAUUCGUUUUUGUGGUGGCUCCUGAUGGGAAGAUCAUGUACAUAUCGGAGACGGCGUCCGUUCACCUGGGCCUGUCACAGGUGGAGCUGACGGGAAACAGCAUUUAUGAAUACAUUCAUCCGGCCGACCAUGAUGAAAUGACGGCCGUGCUCACGGCCCACCAGCCCUACCAUUCCCAUUUCCUCCAAGAGUUUGAGAUGGAGCGCUCCUUCUUCCUGAGGAUGAAAUGUGUCCUGGCUAAAAGGAACGCCGGUCUCACCUGUGGAGGCUACAAGGUGAUCCACUGCAGCGGCUACCUGAAGGUCCGUCAGUACAGCCUGGACAUGUCUCCGUUUGACGGCUGCUACCAGAACAUCGGCCUGGUGGCCGUCGGCCACUCGCUGCCUCCCAGCGCCGUGACAGAGAUCAAGCUGCACAGCAACAUGUUCAUGUUCAGAGCCAGCCUGGACAUGAAGCUCAUCUUCCUCGACUCUCGGGUUGCAGAGCUAACAGGUUAUGAGCCUCAGGAUCUCAUAGAGCAGACUCUCUACCAUCACGUCCACAGCUGUGACUCCUUCCACCUGCGCUGCGCGCAUCAUUUGUUGCUGGUGAAAGGUCAGGUCACCACCAGGUACUACCGUUUCUUGGCCAAACAAGGUGGCUGGGUCUGGGUUCAGAGUUAUGCGACUAUCGUGCACAACAGCCGCUCGUCGCGACCGCACUGCAUCGUCAGCGUCAACUAUGUGCUCACGGAAACUGAAUAUAAAGGUUUGCAGCUUUCUCUGGAUCAGGCUACGCCCAAGGCCGCCUUCCCCUUCAGCAGCAAUAGCGCCACCAGCAGCCAUCCUGAGAACUGCAAAGCCCUGAAGAGCAGAGCGAUGCGGCUCAAGACCAAAUCCAGGCCUUCGCCGUACACACAGUAUCCCAGCUUCCAAGCAGAGCGGUCAGAGUCAGACAUGGAAAGUCCGUGGGGCAGCAGUCCCCUCACAGACUCGGCUUCCCCUCAGCUGGAACGCAGCGAAGGCUUGGACGCCUCGUGCAUCUCCAGGAACUUUUCUGAUCCACGCCACCUCUGCCACAGCUUGUCUGAAGAGCAGCAUCACAGCGUCAGAGAUUUCCACACACACGGUCAGGGGCAGAGCUGUGAGAGGGCUCGAUGUGAUGCAGGCAGAUACUUUGUCGGCGCUCCUCCAGCCUGCAGGGACACGUGGUUCGCCUCGGCCCGUCCCUUCGUCCCGCUGGCUAAGGGUUGCUUCGACGGCCACAAUGGAUACAGCGGCAGCAUUGGGCGCAUCCCAACAGUCCUGAGUGAGCAAGGCGCAGCCCACUGGGAGGAAGACAGCAUUGUCAGCUCCCCAGAUGGUGGCUCGGCCAGUGACUCAGGGGACCGCUAUCGGGCAGAUCGCUACUCCUGCAGCCCAGAGGAACCCAGUAAGAUCGAGUCUCUGAUCAGGGCCACCCAGCAGAUGAUCAAGGAGGAGGAGAGUCGAACACAGUUGGCAAAGGGCUUUGAAGACACACCGCCAGGGCUUGCCAGCGGACUGCAAAGGGCGGCUGCUUCAUGCUUCACCGCAGAGUACUCUCAAGGGCCCCCACAGACUAUGGUGUACAGGAGCUUUAAUCAAGUGAUCAGCCCUAAUCCUAGCCCCACCCCUCUGUCCAGACUUAGCAGCCCUGGUGCCGAGCGUUUGCACAAGCCCAAAGACUACCUCCAGACCAACAUGACUCCCCUUUCCUUGCAGUUGCACCACCCUUUAGGUCGGUUAGGACCAUGCUCAGCCUCCCCCACACAAGCCCCCGCACUCUACCCCUCUCACAGCCAUCCACGUUCCUAUGUAGACAAACAUCCUGCGUAUUCCCUGACGGGCUACACCCUGGAGCACCUGUACGACCCUGAGAACCUGCGGGGCUGUUGCUCCUCUGUUAACACUGAACCCACCCACUACGACCACUUCCUCACACCAGGAGAACAAAACCCUGGACAUAAAGGCCCCUCGGUCAUUAUCAGCAACAGCAGCUAACGCUCCAUAACCCCCACCCGGUUGGGGCGGAGCCACAAAGCUACCUGAGCUAGCUGGCUCUGUGGCCGAAGGGAGACUUCUUUUAGUCUGUAAGGAAGCAACAAACCAGGCAUCCAUUAUAAUGUUUGUUUCUGUGGGAAUGUGAAAAAACACCAGUGCCUGAAAUCUGAGCAGAUCAUUCAACAUCCUUACAGCUUACCUCCGUAAUUUCUGCUGAACGACAGGAUCUGAUCCCAACGCUGACCUAGAGAGACCAGGCAGGAGUCGCUCUCCUCAUUCAGAGUCGUCCUCUCAUCCUCACGUCUUCCUGUAAUCCGCUGGUUUCCUACGCUGCUCCUCAUGUACCCUGUCCUGCAUGUUUUAGCUGUCUGCUCGAUGCAUCACACCAGAAAACAUCCGAUCAU
This is a messenger RNA of Cyprinodon variegatus (sheepshead minnow), 3019 nucleotides long. It is a transcript of the gene sim1, whose product is annotated as single-minded family bHLH transcription factor 1. Gene Ontology annotation, biological process: regulation of transcription by RNA polymerase II. The record is from RefSeq and is a predicted model, not a curated record. The transcript is spliced from 11 exons. Lineage: Eukaryota; Metazoa; Chordata; Actinopteri; Cyprinodontiformes; Cyprinodontidae. Bases 351 to 2615 code for a protein of 754 amino acids. Gene Ontology annotation, molecular function: protein dimerization activity; RNA polymerase II transcription regulatory region sequence-specific DNA binding; DNA-binding transcription factor activity, RNA polymerase II-specific.